UUUGCCUCGGCUAAGAGGCUACUUUAGUCCCACAUAAACACAUUCACAGAUGUCUCUACACGCGAAGAGCCAUCUCCCCCGUUACGACAGCACAGCACAGUCUGCCUCUAAGACAACCGCCGAGUCGCGGCAACAGAGACAGAGAUAGACAGAGAGAGAGGAAAAAAGAGGGAGGGACAGAUAGAGAGGGGAGAAGGACGACCACGGAGCAAAACACAUCACCGUCUCUCUCUGACAUCCCCCCUUGCUUGCGUGUAUCUGUGUGUGAGCCUGAGCUGAGGAGAGGACAGAAAAUUAAGCCGGGGAAAUUCUCCCUCUCUCGUUUAUUUUCCCUCUUUUCUCCAUCCAUCAUCCAAGGAUUGAAUACCGGUGUCAUCUGCCACAGAGGGAUCAAAUAAAGGGAUGCUUUGAAUGCUGUCUCUGUAUAUGACAAGUCACACAGAGAAGCAGAAAGAGGCAAAACAAGCCGGGGCAAAACCAGGAUUUUGAUAAUGAACGGGAGUCCUUCCACAGCAUGUGUUAGGAAUAGCAGUCCAUCACUGAAGCCCACGGAGCCUACCCUCACGAUGUGACAGUCGCCCUGCUAUGCUCCACAGCCAAAGUUCCACUCCGAUUCGUCACCAGCCACAGCGCCCAUCACCACCGCUCUCCAAGUUUGUCCAAUUAAGGGAUGUGUGAGGACUAAGAGGCCAGGAUUUCAGACCACAUUAGAAAAAAACUGACGAGAUCCUUGCUGGUGCAGAUGGGCAGAACACUGUUGAUUGUCUCAGGGUGGUGUUUCCUGGCUGUAUGAGGAGGCAUGGCUGGCUGAGAUGUCGUGGAUGAUCACACCACUCUGCUCGACGUGCUGCUGCUGUGCGGGCCUGGCUCCUCCAGCUGCACCAUUGCAUCACUGAUGGUGCCAUGAUCCAGUUCUAACUGUGGGUAAUGACGAGACAUAAAACCAAUCCUGGAGAUGCCGAAGAGAAGAGACAUUCUUGCCAUCGUGUUGAUAGUGUUACCGUGGACUCUGCUCAUCACCGUUUGGCACCAAAGCGCAAUCGCUCCGCUGCUCGCCAUCCGCAAGGAUGACGGAGCCGACGGAGGGCGGAGGGAGGCGGGCCAGGCCAGCGACUCUAAGGAGUACUGCUCCUCUGAUAAGGACAUAGUGGAGGUGGUGAGGACGGAGUACGUGUACACACGGCCGCCACCAUGGUCCGACGUGCUGCCCACCAUCCACAUCAUCACCCCAACCUACAGCCGCCCGGUCCAGAAGGCAGAGCUGACGCGGCUGGCCAACACCUUCCUCCAUGUGGCCAACCUGCACUGGAUCCUGGUGGAGGACUCUCAGAGAAGGACCCCGCUGGUCACACGCAUGCUCAGGGAAACGGGCCUCAACUACACCCACCUGAACGUGGAGACUCCCAGGAACUAUAAGCUGCGUGGGGACACACGGGACCCCAGGAUACCCCGGGGCACCAUGCAGAGGAACCUGGCGUUGCGCUGGCUCAGAGAGACCUUCAACUCCAACAGCAGCCAGGCGGGCAUUGUCUACUUCGCUGAUGACGACAACACCUAUAGCCUGGAGCUGUUUGAGGAGAUGAGGUCAACAAGGAAGGUAUCUGUAUGGCCCGUGGCCUUCGUUGGUGGUCUGCGCUACGAGUCGCCCAAGGUCAACGCAGCAGGCAAGGUGUACGGCUGGAAGACUGUAUUCGACCCUCACCGGCCCUUUGCCAUCGACAUGGCAGGCUUCGCCAUCAACCUGCGGCUCAUCCUCUUCAAGCCCCAGGCCUACUUCAAGCUGCGGGGAGUGAAGGGAGGCUACCAGGAGAGCAGCCUGCUCCGAGAGCUGGUCACACUCAAUGACCUGGAGCCCAAAGCUGCUAAUUGCACUAAGAUUCUCGUUUGGCACACUAGGACGGAAAAACCUGUCCUUGUAAAUGAGGGGAAAAAAGGAUUUACAGACCCCAACGUGGAGAUUUGACGUUGUCUCCUCGGGCAAUGGUGGUUGUCUAAUAUGGACCCUGAGAAGAAAAAGAGGCCAUCGCCCAGUGCAAACAGUGUUCAUGUCUUAAUCAUCUCAGAAAAGACUGCCUCUGGGGCAAAAUCCUAAUCCCCUUGACUGAAACUAAACACUUUUAAUAUUGGGAUUAAAACAGUAUAAAUGUAUCAUAUUAAAGCACAGAUUAGUUCAAGAUGGCAAUAUUUAUCAGGUUAAAUGUUGCUAGCAGCACCAACAUCAAGCAGACGGUGAGAGCUGAGUCAUUAAGGAUCAACGGAAGAUCGAUGCUCUCGGAACCUGCAUGGUACCAUACUGCGUCUGUAGUGUCCUAACACGAGACAGCACAACACAAACAUUGCAGGGAGAGAGGGAGUUAGGCAGCCAAUGAGAUGGAACAUUACUGGCCUGAACAGGCUAAUGAGAUAUCCAUUGUCUUUCCUUCUAUAGACGUGGAUCUACAGGGCAGGGGAUGAGAUCCUGAGAUCUUAGUAGGGUCUGUAAGAGACUGGAGGAUCUGAUUGAACACUGAGCCCCUGGACACCUUUAAUAGACAUGUACUGAAAUGUCCUCCACGUCUUCAGACCGAACAAUACUGGAGAAUCCGAACAAGUAAUCUCUCAGAAGAGCAAUUCUACUUUCAGCAAACACUGAAAGUUCAAAUAGGGAAGGAAUGUCAUUUUUGUAUAACUAAAACUGUCUGCUUUUAUUUAAUUUGUUUGUUUUUGGUGUUUACAUACAUUUUCUUGCUAGUUCAAUACUAUUGACUUGACUCUUGCCUCCAUUUUGAAAGCUACAGAUGUGGCACCAUCCAUUUUCAGUGUCAUUCUCAGACAGGUCAUUCAGUGUGUACUGAAGCUAUUCACUUGAAAUAAGUGACAUCAAGAUGGGCUCCUAAUGCUUGGGAGGCACACAAUAUUACAAGUCAACGUCCCAAAACUUAAUUUAACACUUAAAAGCACCAGUGACUGUGUUCCUAAGUGGCAAAACGUGUACAUACUAAUUUAACACAGGAACAAUUAGAGGACUCAUAGUAAGGUCCUCUUAGAUAAAAUGUAACAACUGUAUUUAUAUAAAUGUAAAAAUCAAAACUAAGAAUUGACUUAGGCAUUGCCAAUAACACCUCACUGUAUGACCACUGGCAUAGCACAUGUUCUCUCCUGUUUUUCCAUCACAUGACAUGGACAGUAUAACGGCACAUCACCAAGUUGGGUUAAACCUAACGUUGUAACCAUGUUACAGUAUUCACAUUACCCAAUGAUGAGCACUUUGGCAGAUGGCCAUAUAGUAUGCUGGUUUAUAUAACCACAGUAGCUAACUAGUAGAGUAGGACAAAAUAAAGCAUUUGACAUUAUCCAAGCUAAAGGCACUGACAGUACAAGUCGAGAUAUACAGUAAAAUCUGCAUAAGUAUCCAGGUUCACAGUGCGUAUUGCCUACGUAAGUUAGAUAUUUGCGCUACAUCUAUAAGCCCAGUGCAGUGUAGAAAUGUUGCUGAAUACUUAACCACAGUUUCAUCAGAGGUAGACAGAAUCAUGCUAAAAUGUUUCCAAGAAACAUCUGUCAUUCAUUAAUGCGUCUAUGAACUGUAGGCAAGUAAGAAGGCAAAUCAAAUAUUAAAAAACAUGAAAACUAAACUGCUUUGGACAACUACUAGCAAGAUACCCCAUGCUAGAACCCCAGUCUGCAACACCAUUCCAGCCAUGAAUGCUCGAUCCUAGUUUUUUGCCCUUACAAAACUGUACCAUAUACGGGUUGAAGUUAGUUUUGUGACAAUUCUUGGCAAUAGCAGGCAAAACUUAAUGACAAGCACAAUUUAAUUGGUGUCAUGCUCAGCUACACCUUCAGCUACAGUAUUAAGGUUUCAUGUCUGUUUCAAUUUCUUCAUGGAUCCUUCAGUUAUACCUCAAAUGUAGCGGAAGACACUAAUGGCAAACUAUGAAAAAGGAAGAUCAAUGACCAGGAUAGUUAUGGCCUAUUAACUUAUCCAAAGUAGUAUGAGAUCAAAUACGCUUUUCCCAUCAGUUACUGUUCCCCCAUUCGAUAUGGCUCCCCACAAAAAUAUGCUCCCCCAUCAGGUCAAGUGGACAUACCAACAUGUAAUUUCUGAUCAUUUCUAUUCAAUAGUAUUGUUUCAUUAAAGAAGUCAAAGCGAAUGUUUUGAGAUCAAACAAUGUGUGUGGCUGUUAACGUUCAUGUUGACCUCAUCUUUAGGCUUUGGAUUGCACAGCAGUACCAUUAAGAUCAUUAGGAAAGAAUCAAUGUCUUCUGAUCUGUUUCCAUUCAAAAUGUCAAGUGAAGUCUGUCUAUUUAUGCGAAAAUCUAAAUGAAUAUAUUUAUUUAUGUAUUUAUUUGAAGUAUGAAUGUCCUCUUGUCAAAUUGAAUUAUAAUUGAACGUUUAUUUGUCCAUGUUUGCCCCCACCCCCUUUUUUCAUCGCUGCCUCUCAGCCACUGAGGUUCAGAAACCACACACAGACAAGCUCUGAGGUUACAUUUAAGUUCGUGGGCAACACCAAACAACUGAGACACAACAUUUCAUUAUUUACCAUUAAUUCUGUAUUGCUCUGACUUCAAUUGCCAUCAAUAGCCUUCAUUUUCAAUUACCUUUCUUAGAAUUGAUUGUGUUCAUUAAUGUGAUUUUAGGAAAAAUGUUUGGGCCUGUCUAGAGAGCCCUGCAGAGAUGAACCCAGAAAACACUAAGACAUGAGUUAUACAUAAUGAAAGUGCAAUUUCAACUCUUCGAUAUUUAAUGGAGCUUGCUCCUACACUGUUGUAAUCACAUAAAUAAUCAUAAGUUAGCUGUAGUACUCUGACGGUACAAAACUCAAACUUCUCCUUCCAUCUCUGGCUUUCUCACACUCUCACAGUUCGAUCAACGAGCGAUACUGUUCUGACCAUCAGACACGGCUUUAAUGUAAUGGAACAGCCUUAUCCAGUGUUUAGCUUCGUAGUGGUACAUACAUAAUGUAACAAAGGUGAUGGUUCAUACAAGGCCCUAAAUGCUUUCUUAGGGCAAAUCACUAUUUCCGCCCCUUCCUUUACCUACUUUG
Molecule: messenger RNA, 5027 nt
Organism: Salvelinus sp. IW2-2015
Lineage: Eukaryota; Metazoa; Chordata; Actinopteri; Salmoniformes; Salmonidae
Product: galactosylgalactosylxylosylprotein 3-beta-glucuronosyltransferase 1
Biological process (GO): carbohydrate metabolic process; chondroitin sulfate proteoglycan biosynthetic process
Cellular component (GO): Golgi membrane
Molecular function (GO): galactosylgalactosylxylosylprotein 3-beta-glucuronosyltransferase activity
Source: RefSeq, a predicted model, not a curated record